UGGGCACGCAAACCUUAUGAGAUAAAGGCCAGUAGGAGUAGAAGUAGGUCCAGUACUCCAAAUUAUAUUGAAUCUAACUUUUUUCAUGUUUGAAAAAAGCUGUUCUGGUUUUGUCCUAAUCCCAAAGCUGUCAAAAAGUUUUUGGUCUUUCACAUGUUAUUAUUACAGAGACAAAGAGGUUAAUAAUACCUUGAAGACAGUGCUUGUCUUCUUCUUCUUCUCCUUCUGCUACUUUUUGCUUUUCUUCUUGUGCUUUUUCACAAGGGGAACAAGCUCAGAAGGCCCAGUGCUUUGCUUUGCGUGAUAAUGUAUUGAUUUUCUGAUGAUGGGUUUUGCUUCUUUUUAUGAUGUGUGAAUUUGAUAUGGGUUUUGGUUGUGGGGUUUAGAAUAGAUAUUAUUCUGGGCUCACUGAGUUCGAAGUAUGAAUCAGAAGGGUGUCAAGGUUUCCAAGGAUAAGGGAAAUGAUAAUGGUUUUGACGAGGCUGGGAAAAUGGUGGUGGUUGCUGUUAAAGCAUCUAAGGAGAUUUCAAAGGCUGGUCUAGUUUGGGCUUUGACUCAUGUUGUACAGCCUGGUGAUUGCCUUAAGCUGCUGGUUGUCAUUCCUUCUUAUAGCUCAAGUAAGAGGACAUGGGACAUCUCAAGAUUCAUAGGUGAUUGCACCAAUAGUCACAAAUCUUUCUCAGGAAACAGUACAGAGGAAAAGAAUGACAUUGUAGAUUCAUGCUCUAAGAUGGUGAUUCAACUCCAUGAUGUUUAUGAUCCGGAGAAGGUAAAAAUCAGGAUAAAAAUAGUCUCAAGUUCGUUGUCUGGUGCAGUUGCAGUUGAAGCCAAGAGAAUUCACUCAACCUGGGUUAUUUUGGAUAGACAAUUGAAAUGUGAGAAGAAAUUCUGCAUGGAAGAGCUUCAAUGUAACAUUGUAGUUAUGAAGCGAUCUGGUGCAGAGAUUCUUCGUCUAAGCUUUGCCAAUUCUCCAAAAAUGGAUCUUGAUAUGAGCUGUUCUUUAUCACCUGAAUUAGAAGCUUCUCCAAAGCAUUUGAAGAGCCAGCUUGAAGAGUUUAGAGGGCCAGCUGUGACUCCUGCUAGUAGUCCAGAUGAAGAGUCACCUCUAACUAGAACUGAUGUUGGUGCAACAUCAAUAUCAAGCUCAUCAGAUCCAGGUGCUUCCCCAUUUUUACCUUUUGGAAUCCGCGGAAUCCUUAAGAGGGAGUUUCCAUUUAUUCCUGAAAAGAAUAAAAACCGAACCGAAUCUGAUUCUGAGACAAACAGUGAAAAGCAAAGCUCUUUUUUCACAACUCCAUAUUACCAGCCAUUGUUGACAAAUUUUCUCAGUGCUAGUGGUGAACUGUCAAAACCUUUGACAGAAGGUUCAGAAAGAUCCUAUGACAGGUCCUUGAUGUCCACUUAUGGAGCAUUGCUGGAGAAUUUGUCUAAAUUGGAUAAAGAGCCUGAUUUAGGGAUGCUGAAUUACAGGCUUGAUUUGAACUUGAGCAGAAGUGUGAGAGAAGCAAUUUCCUUGUGCAGAAGCGCGCCUCCUGGUCCUCCUCCUUUGUGUUCUAUAUGUCAGCACAAGGGACCUGUAUUUGGAAACCCUCCAAGGUGGUUCUCUUAUAAUGAACUAGAACUUGCCACCGGUGGAUUUUCACAAGCAAAUUUCUUGGCUGAAGGUGGAUUUGGUUCUGUAUAUAGAGGUGUUUUACCAGACGGACAGGUAGUUGCAGUUAAGCAGCAUAAGUUAGCUAGCUCUCAAGGUGACAUAGAGUUUUGUUCUGAAGUGGAGGUCUUAAGCUGUGCACAACAUCGCAAUGUUGUGAUGCUUAUUGGGCUCUGUGUGGAAAAUGGAAGAAGGAUGCUAGUUUAUGAGUAUAUUUGCAAUGGAUCUUUGGAUUCUCAUCUUUAUGGACAAGAUCGAAAUCCCUUGGAAUGGUCUGCAAGAAAGAAGAUUGCUGUUGGAGCAGCCCGAGGGUUGAGAUACCUACACGAAGAGUGUAGAGUGGGCUGCAUUGUUCAUCGUGACAUGAGACCUAACAAUAUCCUUCUCACCCAUGAUUUUGAACCAUUAGUUGGAGAUUUCGGACUAGCAAGGUGGCAACCAGAUGGAGGCAAAGGGGUUGAAACUAGAGUAAUUGGAACAUUUGGAUACUUAGCUCCAGAGUAUGCUCAAAGUGGACAAAUCACAGAAAAGGCUGAUGUGUAUUCCUUUGGGGUGGUACUGGUUGAGCUUGUGACAGGAAGGAAAGCAGUGGACAUAAACCGGCCUAAAGGCCAGCAGUGCCUUGCUGAAUGGGCAAGGCCCUUGCUAGAAAAACUUUCAGUUGAUGUACUUGUAGACCCGCGCCUGUCCGACAAUUAUUCGAAAGAAGAGGUUUGCAACGUGCUGCAAUGCGCUUCCUUAUGCAUCAGAAGAGACCCUCAUUACAGGCCUCGCAUGUCUCAGGUCCUUCGGAUUUUGGAAGGUGACACUGCUGUGAAUUAUUCCACCAUCAACUGUGAGUAAACAUUAUUAUUUUUUAAAAAAUGGAGUCAGGAUAAUAGAAGAACAGUGAAAAUGGUAGCUCAAAUGGAGAAAUAUUGAGAUGAAGUAAAAAAAAAAAACAAGAGAGACCAUUUUCUUGAAAAAGCCCAGUUGAUGAAAUAAAUUAUUGACUUGGGUAAUGAAAGAAACAUGUUUGGGAAGAAUGUGAAUGUAAAUGAGUUGGUUUACUUAGAGCUCUGAGUGCCAAGUAUUGUAAGUAGUGGGAGCCAUUUCAUUUAAUCAUUGAAGCUAUUAAUGCUGCAAUGCAAUGUUUAAGGCUCUUCAAAUUUUGUAUGUUUGAGCAAUAUAUUCUUGUAAAUUCUGUGUCUUCUAGUUAUUCCCUUUGCUCUUUUCCCUUA
Humulus lupulus (European hop) is the source of this 2871-nucleotide messenger RNA. RefSeq names its product inactive protein kinase SELMODRAFT_444075-like. Gene Ontology annotation, molecular function: protein kinase activity; ATP binding. NCBI's taxonomy places the organism in Eukaryota, Viridiplantae, Streptophyta, Magnoliopsida, Rosales, Cannabaceae. Gene Ontology annotation, biological process: protein phosphorylation. The record is from RefSeq and is a predicted model, not a curated record. The transcript has 9 exons. Bases 422 to 2494 code for a protein of 690 amino acids.